GUGAGGCAUUGUCCUUUAAGCAUCCAGGACAUUGUCUCCAGCUCUGGAGCAACAGGAGCGACAAGCCGGUUACUGUCCUGUGAGGCCAGCAUCCAAGCCUGAGGAGAAACCAAGGGCAACUGAACAUGAGAUGCUGCAGGCUGGAGAAACAAGGAGGAUUAUAAGCAGAUAUUUAGGAUAUGUCUGCAUGCAGCAAAAUGAAGAUGCCUACGCUCAAGUAUGUAGUCUUUGUCUUUGCAGAGAAAGCUUGCAUAUGGCACGUGGCCCUAGCGUGAGCUAGUUAUUUAAGUGUGGAUUCAGGGUGGGUUCAGGACCUGCAUCCCAUAGUGCUGUGCGUGGGGGGGCUGUUGACUCCUGCUGCGAGAUGGUUACUAUUGUUAUCUGUCCUUGCUAAAUUGAAGUCAGCAGAGGGCUGACACAUUCACAGUGGUGUUCAGACCUGAUUCAAGGAAAAUCGUAGCUGCUGCAGUUUUAUCCCCUAAACUGAGCCUGGGUGACUCAUCCGUUAUUAGACAGUACCCACCUAGGAGAGGUGGGUUUGAGCUGCAUGCCUCUUCAUUCACUUCAUCUAACCAACUGUGUCAAAAUUAUCAGUGCGUGUCUGAUCCCCAUUGACAUCUUAAAAAACACUCUCUACUAUGAAAGCAACUUGCUGCCAUCUAUGCUAUACAAUUUUACUAUGAAAGUAGCUGUGCAGGCAGCAGUUGCUUUGUCAAAGCAAUUUAAGGGGGGCGGAGUGCAGGGGCAGCCGUGCAACACCCCGCGUGUGCAAGGACCUGGAGCCCGAAAGCGGCUCCGCACCUGCAAACCGGGCUCGCUUUUAACGCUGCAGAGCUCUUUCUCUCCCCCCCGCCCGAGGCUGUGGACAAGGGUGAGGUUUCGGCUGGCUGCGGGGCAGAGCCAGCUCCGCGCAGCGCUCGCCGUGCGCGCAGGGUCCCGCGGAGCGCGCAGCCCGGCGCGGCCUUUCCCUGCGCUGCGGCGGGAGGGAGGGAGGGAGAGGAGGAGGAGGCCCGCCCGCGCCCUGCAGCCCUCCUCCGGGGCCCCGCGCUUCGCCGCAGCAAGAACGGGGCCGGGAAGCAGUCGGGGUGGGUGCGGACCCUGGAGCCCCGGGCUGUUCUCCCGCUGCUUCGGGAGAGGACGGGGCUGUCGGGGUGUUCCAGCUCCUCAACCUCGCAGAAAAGGCUUCCAAGAGGACGCAAGGAUGAAGCGGUUCAUGGCCAUGUUAAACAGGAAUAAAAACAAGGAUCCCCCACCUGCCAAGCUGCUGGAUCUAGCAGGACAGCUUUGCCAGGACCUCCAAAGCUCGUCUCCUAGUCUGGAGAAGCUGGUUGGGGCCAUGAUGGGAUGCAAACACAAGAUGUAUUUUCUCACUAACAUCCAUGUUGUCCGAGCUUGCGUGUUUGUUCACAUCCGUAAUGGGCAGCACGACGCAGCCUGCAGACUGCUGGAGUAUUGCAAGGCAGAAGAGAAGGAAGAGCUGGUGCAACUUUGGCAUGAGAUUCAUUACCAGAGGGUUAUGGAGAAACAUCACACGGAUUAUCUGACACCACUGCAGAAAUUCCGUUGCAGGAAGAGGAAUCCUCCACCUGUUUCCCUUUGUCCUGAAGGUUUGAAGAAUCGAAACUAUUCAGAUGAAGUACGCCAGAAGCUGCACAGGUUUGCUGCAGAGGUGACAACAAAUCCAAACAAGAAACAGAGGGAAGGAUUGGCUCGGGACGUGAACCUGCAGCCAACUCAGGUCUAUAACUGGUUUGCAAAUUAUCGACGGCGUCAAAAAUCCUGCCUGCCUCGUACGGAAAAGCUCAACAACUCAUGUCCUGAGAGGGCUUUGACUUACCAUGCAAAGGAGCAGCAGGAUAAAGGAUCCUACACCCCACAAACUUCAGAUGGAUCUUAUGUAGGCAUCGGCUCUGAGCAAAUGGAGAUAACCCUCAUGCCCUGUGACCCAGGGUGGGAGCAGUCAGCUGCAGAUCUGGAUAAGCCUCCUGAAGGAACUUAUUUAAAGAUGCUGGAAUCCAGCUUUAUGCAGAGCAGUGAGCUGUAUGAAGCAAGGACAAGCAAAGCUUUGCUGACCACUCACAACACUGAACAACCUAUAGCUUUUUGCACUGAGACUGUGCUGGAACCAGGAACCUGCUUUAACUCUGCUGUCCUGCAGCUCAGAGAAGUAGCAAGCAGUACUGAUGCCAGCCCCCAGCUGGAUAACUUUGUCCUGUGCUCUUGUGGGUCCCUUACCUUCUCAGAUGAACGGCUGGCCAUGUGGCAGGGCCCUUCCAGCACCAGAGGAGUCUCUGGCUCUGCGUGGACCCCAGGUAUAGAAGUUCCUGUCAGACUGUGUUUGGCAAGCCUCAGUGCCCACCUGUUUCUGCACCCUGCAUGGAAGAAAGCCAAGCCUUGGGACAAAGCCAGGUCCUGGAGGAUCCAGUUGGUGACCCGUUAACCGACACGUUCUGGGCAGCGUGGCUGCUCUUUGAAUUCUCAGCCAGCGGACGAAUGUGACCUGCCUGCAGAGAUGCUCAGUGUGGUCUGCGCUUCCCUAGGAAACACCCCAUCCUUUCCUGUUUUUUUGUCGUCUUUUUAAAUGAGUGAGGGGGUUGACAUGGAGAUGAGUAGAGACUGAGGUAGAAGGAUGAAGGCUUUUUCUAAUAGUUACAAAGUUUGCUUUAGUUACAGUUUCGUUAAGAAUUUUGCAAAGGAUAGAAGAAAGCCAAAGGUGAUUGUGGACUGUAGGUUUUUACUGGGGCAGUCUGAAGCGGCACUGUAGAUGCUAAAAUUACCAAGUCACUGGUUCUGUGGCAGUUAUAUAUUUCUACCUAUAGCACUGGUCACAUCUGAGUGCUUCAUUACAUCAUAAAGGUAGAUGAAGCUCCUGUACUCAAAAAGAGUAGAACGUAGUUACAUUGCCUAGCAGUGGAUAUUAGGUAACUUUUUCCUAUGCCUGGAAAAUAAGGUUUCAGCUAAGUGCUGGUAAAAUACUGCUUUUUUUCAUCCCUGCAUUUCUGUUGUACUGCUAGGUGUAACUUCUGGAGUGUUCCAUACUCUAUAGUGCCACAGAUGACAUAAACUGGAGCACGGCAGAAUUUUCAGUGCUUAAGUCAAUGUUUUUGCAGGACUGGGGGAGGGCAUACCGGUGUUGUCAGCAUUUAAUGCUACCUGCAACUCAGAUUGGCCAGGAAAGAAGGAUAAAUGGAGAAGGUGGGAGCCGCUGAACCUUCUUGAUCCAUUUUCAGUCCCCAGAUCUGGGUGGACUGAAACUGCCGAGGCGAUUGUGUCACCCUUCGGGUGGUCUGCGGCAGUCUGACACUAGGCAGCAGCAGGCGAGCACAUCCUAUUCAGACGAGUGCCCUGCAAAGCAGCGUGAGUUGUGCAGACUCCGUUUCAUACACACCGUAGUAAGUGUGGGGCUAGCACUGUAUUUGGCUGAAGGCUGCUUACGCCGUGGGGGUAAGCUGUUUCACUGCAGCUCUCCUGGGGAGCCCGUGCAACUCAGUUCCUUUUGCCCAGUACUUUUACUUACUUAACCCAUUCUCAGGGCUGCCUGUUAUGCUCCUCCAUCUCAUGCUGCUCACGGGUGAGGAGCCCUGUUCUCUUGGAGACUAAAAAGCAGAAUUGGGUAUGAGCAUUAGGGCAUGAGUAGCAAAGUAGACCCUUGAUGCAGGUUUAAAACUAAUGCUGCAAGUCAUUGGGCAGUCUUUUGGGUAUUUUCCCUAAGUAUUACUGCUGUUUUUUAAAAUCUGUAUUGCAAAAAGGGUAAUCAUUGCCAAAACUCCAGCCUUGAGAUACCUGAAGUAGAUGCCUCCAGUGCCUUUUGUAAUAAAGUUAGCAAAUAAAGGUUAU
Grus americana (Whooping crane) is the source of this 3837-nucleotide messenger RNA. It is a transcript of the gene ANHX, whose product is annotated as anomalous homeobox. Bases 548 to 2440 code for a protein of 630 amino acids. Gene Ontology annotation, biological process: regulation of transcription by RNA polymerase II. The record is from RefSeq and is a predicted model, not a curated record. Gene Ontology annotation, molecular function: RNA polymerase II cis-regulatory region sequence-specific DNA binding; DNA-binding transcription factor activity, RNA polymerase II-specific. Gene Ontology annotation, cellular component: transcription regulator complex; nucleus. The transcript is spliced from 9 exons. Lineage: Eukaryota; Metazoa; Chordata; Aves; Gruiformes; Gruidae.